This is a messenger RNA of Rotaria socialis, 6771 nucleotides long. Lineage: Eukaryota; Metazoa; Rotifera; Eurotatoria; Philodinida; Philodinidae. The record is from the annotation of a GenBank genome assembly.
AUGCACCAACGACCUGAAACCAUUCAUCCGGAAAGGAAAGCAUCAUCAAUAAACAGGCAUCUGAAUAACGGCUGGCGACAAAAGUCAUUACGACAAACACAUUCUCGUGGUUUACCAUUGUUGGUUAAAGAAACUGUAAACAUGGUUGCUAAGACUUUACAAUUAACUAAUUCGAUGGCUGUUGUAAAUGAACACACCAUCGAGCGAAACCAUGAACAAGAAGACAACGAUGAUAGCGAUAAUGAUAGAUUAGAUAUUGGACAAAACGUACAAGCACAUAUUCCAGAUAUUGUUCUAAAUAAUUUAAGUGACUUAAUUGAUCGGAAAGGUCUUAUAUCUAUACCCAAUGAACAUAAAUAUGAUCAUUCCACAUUAUUAUUUCUUGAUGUAUCCGGUUUUACAUCUUUAACAGAACAAUAUUCAAACGCUACAAAUUUAGGAAUCGAUCAAUUGACGCGAACAUUAAAUUCUUACUUUGAAAAAGUUGUUUUUGAAAUCUUAACACAUGGAGGUGAUAUAUAUAAAUUUGCUGGUGAUGCUAUACUCGCAUUGUGGACAAAAGAAACGAUGGGCCCACAACAAGCAUUAACAUGUGCAUUACAAUUGCAACAAGAGUGUGGUGCUUAUGAAACAGAUGUUGGUGUUAUACUACGUCUUAAAGUAGCACUUGCCUAUGGACCUGUUUGUGCUGUAUUCGUUGGCAUAGAUGAGUUUAAACAUUAUCUAUUAACGGGCAAUUGUGUUAAAGAUGUUAAUAUGUGUGAACAAUUAUGUGAACCUGGUGAUAUUAUAUUAACAAAAGCUGUUUACGAACGAUUACAGUCAAUACCGUUCGAUUGUAAAUUUGUACCUGUUAGUGAAGAUAUCGAUCCUAAACAUGAACACAUCGCUGUAAAAUAUUCACAAGCAAAACCUUCAUCAGAUUCUGAUUCUGAUUCCAACGAACAUAUGAAAAAUUCAACCGUGAUGCAUGACAAGCGAGAUACGUUGAACCAAGACAUCGUCCUUGAUAAUAAUUACAAUGAUUUAUCUGACCAUAAUUUGUCUAAUGAUGAACUUAAUCUUAAAAUUAAUGUAUUAAUAAAAUCAUUUUUGCUACAUUGUGUUCGUCAACGUAUUGAACGUAAACAAUCAUUGGAUUACUUAUCUGAAUUACGUCGUGUAACAAUAUCAUUCAUUAAUCUUGAUAUAACAAAUGAACAUACAAUAAAUGAUAAUUUACAUGAAAAUAUAAAUAAAAUAUUUGUUCAAAUCUAUGAAUCAACUAAAAUGAUGGGUGGAGUUCUAACGAAAGCAUUAUUGUUUGAUAAAGGUUUUUCAUUUCUAUGUGUUUUUGGUUUACCUGGCUAUAAACAAGGCGAUGAUACAGCGAAUGCACUUAAAUGUGCUCAAAUGAUUCAUUCAACGAUUCGAGAGCAAUGCCAAUUCGUUGAUAAAUGUUCAAUUGGUGUGACAACUGGUCUUACGUAUUGUGGUGUCGUCGGACAUGAAGCACGUUGUGAAUACACAGUGAUCGGUCGAAAAGUGAAUAUGGCGGCACGUUUAAUGUGUAAUUAUCCAAAUUUAAUCUCGUGUGAUCAAGAAACAUACUAUAAUUCACGUUUAAUUAGUCGACUAUUUCAAAAAUUACCUGCUAAAACUUUAAAAGGAAUGACUAAUGUCGGAGUCAUUUGGCAAUAUGGCGACUAUCCUGAUGUACCACAAAUAAUUGAAUCAAGUCGAACUUUAAGUCUUCAAUUCAAUGAAAUUAAACAAGAAAAUUAUCCAUUAUUAGGAAGAAGAAUGGAACUAAUGAUUGUUGCAGCACAAAUCAUGCUACUUGAUGAACCAGUUAAUAGUAAAAACAGACGAAGAGAUCUUGCUGCUUUAAUAUUUGAAGGUGAAGAUAAAAUUGGUCGAAGUCGUCUGUUACAAUUUAUAGCUAAUGCAUUAGAAAGCUCAACAAAUGUUCAUAAUUCACCAGCUUUUACUUAUUCUAAUGAAACCUACAUUCCAACUGAUACAACGAGGAAUAGUAAUAAUAACAUUCUACCAAUAAAUGCUAAUGUUCCAGAACCAAGAUCAUCAAUAACGACGAAUGCAAGUGAUUUAGGAGUAAAUAAAAAACUAUCUAUACAAGUUAUUAAUUAUCGUUGUCAAUUCGAACAACGUUUCAAUGAAUUUGGUUUACUACGUUCAUUGUUACGACAAUUAUUACAAUUUCAAAAUGAUAAAAGUCAAUAUGAAUGCGAACAAUACCUUUUACGUUUAUUCGAUAUCAAUAAAGCAAAUGAUUUACAUCUAAGACGCAAUUUAUUCCUAUUAAAUGAUUUACUCGAUGUUCGAUUUCGUCGUAGUCAUAUUGAAACAGACAGUGUUAAUGAAACUAAUUUAGCUAAGACUUAUGAAGUCAAUCUCAAUGAAUUAAUUUUACAUAUUUUAAAUAAACUUAUUGAUCAAACAAAUAACACUGCAGAAUUAACUGUACCAACAACAGGGGGCAACAUGGUAAAUAUGCCAAGUUCAAAUGGUCUUCAAUCUCAUACUUCAUUCAGUUCAACAACAAGUUUUAUUGGAUCGAUUCCAACAGUAUCAAAAAUUAUAUUUAUAAUCGAUGAUAUUCAUUUUGCUGAUGAAAGUUCUCUGAAACAUUUACUUACAUUAGGUAGUCAUAGUAAAUCACUAUUAAUUCUUUCAAUGAAACCACCUAGAAAUAAUCAAAAUGACGGUUCAAUAUCAAAUAUGCUCCAAUCAAUAAGUACAGAUUCACAUGUUUAUCUUCGCCGACUACCUGGCUUAGAAUUACGUUAUUUAGCAACACUCGGAUGUCAAAUGUUAUGUGUUCAUCGAGUUCCAUCGAAAGUUGUUAAAGUAUUUAAUGAAAGUUGUAAUGGAAUUCCUGGGUUUUGUGAACAAAUUUUACUUGAUUUAUUACGUAAAGAUAAAAUCUAUAUCAUCGAUGAAGACGGCGAAGACGGUGAUCAAAGACAUGAUGAAGAUUUAAAUCUAACUGAGGGCGAUGCUGAUAAACUUCUAUUAAAUAAUCGAGCCAAAAUCGGUCUAUUUAAAACACUUUUUUCACGUCGAAAACAAUCAAUAUCAGUUGAACAACGUUUCAAUGAACGUGCAUUUUCUCGUAUAUGCGUAUUACGUAAUCCCGAUGAAAAUGAUUUUAAUGCUGAUUGUCAACAAAAUUUUCAAAAUUAUAUUAUGUGUCGUAUCGAUCGGUUAUCCGAAGGUGAAAGUCUUCUCGUAAAAAUUGCUGCUAUUAUAGGUAAUACAUUUUCGCGAAUGUUUUUAUGGCAUUUAGUUGAUCCGCAAUCAAAGGAAUUGAUUAACAUUAAUUCAUGUAUAUUAGAAAUGAUGCAGCGAACAAUUAUUGAAUGUGCUUUCAGUAAACAACAAAUAACUAAGACACGUUCAAUAAAAUGCUACUGUUUACAAAAUCCAGCCGGCUUUCCAUCGCAAUGUCGUCUUAUGGCAUUUUCACAUUCAACAAUACGCGAAGGAAUAUAUAAUUCAUUGACAGAUGGAUUAAAACGUUUACUAACACGCAAUGCUAUUGAUUAUUUAGAAAAGCAACGUACCAUUGUUUGUUUAACAUGUGCAACGAGUAAAAAUGAUAGUCCAUUUCUUAUCAAUGAAGAAGAUGGUUUAGCUGAAAUUAUUAGAAAAAGUCAGCAGCAUGCGCUUGUGGAUAUUGUUAAAAUGGCUGCAUUAAAAGAAAUCGAUAAUGCUAUUAAAAACUUAUCAAAUUUAGCCAAUGGAUCACCGCGUCAACAUUCGAACAGGCUUUCGUUCGUACCAUCGGACAUUCGUGCAAUCCCGAAUGAAAAUGGACCGAUUUGUGGACAGGAAAGUUCUAUCAAAGAUAUGGAUACAAAUCGAACCAGUAUUGAUAGUAAUACCGCUGUGACAUCAAAGAUCAGUUCAACUCGUUUAGGUUCUUUGGAAGUUGAUAAUGUUAUGAAUGAAAAACAAAAUCGUUUAGGAACUAAUGAAGUGUCACGGAAAAACUCUGAUGAUCCAAAUAUAACAUUAAUAAGCGUCUAUUCUCCUACAAUACCAUCACGUCUUCAAAUUAAUGUUCGACGUUCAUCAGCAGCAUCGAUUACACCGAAACCAAGUCAAUUCUUUUCGUUAUUUCAAAUACCGAAACAGCGAACUGUUAUUAAAUCGACAUCAAACAGUGAAUUGUUACCAGCAACGGAUAGAGUUCUCUCAGAUUAUCAUGCAGAUGAAAGCGCAGAUCAACAAACAACUACUAUUGAAAUACCGAAAGCAAAAGUUGAAAAAGCACCUAGUUGUUUGCUUUCAUUUUUUCAACGUAUUUUCUGUCAAUGUGUAUCGGUGACUUCAAAUGCAACAGUAACACCAGUUAUGUUUCUCGCAACAAAUGAUAGUGACGAUAAUUUGAAGGCAGUUUUUUCAACGCAUGCAACUCAACAAGUAGGCAAUCUUCCAAAGGAAAAUGUAAUUUCAAGUAAAGCUUUAUCUAAUUGGAAAAAAGUUCGAUCAGCAGUAUUACCAGCACUAGGCAAAGGUCUUCGAGCAAUGCCAAGCGACGAAAAAUUACUUGAAAAAUCAAUACUUUCAUCGUACUUAAUGGAGGAAGUCGCUCAGAAUAUUGCCUGUUUAAAUAAACAAGUUCAUUUAACACGAACAUUUCGAAAUUUAUAUGAUCAAUCGUUUACAUUCAAUAUAUUUCAAUCGUUUGUUCAACGUACGGAUUCAAUACAACAUGUUUUUGAGAAAAAACUAAUCCAACAAUCAAAUCCUGAUUUAAACAAAUUCAUCAAUGAAUUUAAUUCCUAUAAUGAUUCUCGCAUAUGUGAAUGUAUUGAUUAUGUUAUGACAAUCUAUGUUAAAUUAGUUGAAUAUCAUACAAAUCUUUAUGAUAUGUACGUAAAAAUGGUUGAUGAUAGACACGAUUUUUUGUGUUCAAAACAGUUCGAUCGUAUCAUGUAUUAUCGUAGUGAAAUUUGCCAUUUACUGAUACGUUCGAAUUGUCUACAACGUUUAUUGGCUGAAAUAGGAAACGCAAGAAAAUUUAUGGGAAAAUUUAAAACUGAUAUAAACUAUGACGAAGAUUUUCUCUACGAAUAUCAAUGUUUAGUUUUUAAAUACACCUUUGAUCUUUUUCAUGCUAUCGUUUUACAACGUACACGAGCUAUUAACGAUUCCAAACAACUAUGUGAAGAAAAUUUAAAAGAAUUAAAUCAAAUAUGUCAAAAUAAAAUUUGGGAGAAAUUAAGCAGCCAUGCAGACUCAUUAGCAACAUCAACAGCAAAAGAGAAGCGAAAGCAGUAUGAAAGGAGUAAAAUUUUUCAAUCAAAAGAAUCUUUGAUGGAUUUUAAUUCUAACAGUCAAAUAUCUACAACAGCCAAUGCCGAUCCAUUGAAUCUCUUUAUGCAUAAAUACAGUCUUGAAUAUUUACUAUGUCAAUAUAAUCUUCUCCGAUAUGAUCUAUCUCUUAAUCAAUCUAUUGAUUCUAUAAAUGCUUUAAUAGAUUUACAAUAUUAUAUGUUUCCAUUAUCAUUUUCUCUUCCAUGUACAAUAAUCUUAGUUGAAUAUUUCUAUUGUCAAAUGAAUUAUAGUCAAUGUUUAACAUUAAUCAAUGAAAUCAUUCAAUUCUGGUGGUCAUAUGUAAGUCCACGUGAAAAACUUGAAUUUGCUAAAUUAAGUUGUCUGUCAUUAAUAAUCGAAUUAAAACGAGGUUUACUUGGUUCAGCUAUCGCAUCCGGCUAUUUCGCCAAACGCGUACUAGCAGGUUAUCAUGAAAAUAUAUUUCUUAUCAAUUCAUGUAUACAUUUAACAUUAGCAUUAAUUGGUGAUAUGCGUAUAUCAAAUAUUGAAUUGAUUAUUCAACAUUUAGACUAUUUAAGUGAGCAAACAAUGAAUUGUUAUGGAAAAUUAUGGUAUUAUAUAUUAGCUAUUGAUAUUGGUAUUGAGCUUGGUUAUGAAUUAUUGCCGAUUACAAAUGAAUUACUUGACAACAUAGCAAAAUACCGUAAAAAACUUCUUCCGGGUACAAACGAAAGAAGUCUAGCACUCUUCUAUAGCGAUUGUACAUUGGCACAAAUUUAUGCACGUUUAGGUUUAUUAGAUAUGUCGAAAAUACAGUUUCAUCAAGCGAUACACCAAAUAAAACACGAUCAAAUGCAUUUAACCAAUACUGAUUUUCGUUUCAAACGUGCACUAUUAAAAUUAGUCGAAGUCCAAUUAUUACAUUGGUAUCAUAAAAGAGCAAAUGAAGAAGAAACCAAAAAACAAGAUUUUUUAUUGCAUCACUUACAUGAGUUUAAAAACGAAGAACUCACUUCAUGGAACAAAUCAAGACUUUAUAUCUACCAAGCUUAUUAUGAUAGACUAGUUAAUGGUUAUAGACGAGCGCACAAAUUUCCCGUCGAUAAUGAUUUGAAUUGGGAAACAUGCUUACAUGAAGCAGAAGAAAAUGCGAUAAAACUUGAUCGUGAAUGGAUAAAAUGUUUACGACACUCAUGGGUACACCCAGUGUCUGAUCAACUUGCAUUGCAAGAAAAUUGUUUAGCACAUAUGGAACAGCAUCACGGAUCAAAAUCACUUGUAAAACCUCACAAUCGCCAUUAUAUUCGACCAUCCAUAACAAGUAUUAAAAUAUCCUCAAGACAUGAAACAAAGACGAAAAACGAUCCUGACGAACAAUCUGCUACAGAUAAUUAUUUUCGACAAAAAUUUUUUGAGUCCCGGUCGAUUUCAAAUACAUUUUACUCAUCUCAUUUCCAACUUUAUGUUCUUCCGGUGAGAGUAUAA